AUGUCUUCAUUGAAAGCAGAAUUGAAGAAGGCUGCAGCUUUGUUCAAGGAGAACAAAAAUGACAAAGUAUUGGAGAUUUUAGAGGUUUUUCUCAAGUUUCGUUCUGAAAGAAUUUUUUAUUUCAGCCACUCAUCGAAGAAGGGGUGGCAGAUUAUAUGCUUUUUUGCUUUGCAGCUUUAGCAAAUUUCAAUUUGGAAGAGUAUGAAGAAGCUUCCGAUUUUUUCAAGAAGGUUUUUCAAAUUUUUUUUUUUCAAAUUUCAAAUUUUCAUGUGUGAAACUGCUUCAAAUUGUAGGCAGUGGAACUGGACAGUAGUAAACAAGACGCCUGGAAAGGGGCGUUCAAAAUUUUGGAAAAAGACUGGAAAAGCGUAGCGAACGAGUUUGGGCUACAAGUUUGCGAUAACAUCAUUUCGACAAGGUAUUUGAAAUUUUAGAACAGUGGGCUAAUUUCUUCUUUUAGUGAUGACAAGGCGGAAAGCGCGAAAAAAUUGAAAAGGAGCAUUUUAUUCGAGUUGAAAAAAUGGGAAGUUUUGAUGGAAGAUAUUGGAGAAGACAAGGAUUUUCUGCAUUUCGUUGUGGAAAGUUUUGUCGAUCGGGAGAAUUUGUCAGUUCUUGAAAGGUUGUUGGUAAGAUCUUCAUCGAGAGACAUGAAAAAAGAGAAUUUUACAGUUAUCAACAGUUUUCAUGAAAUUAUUGGAUCGAAACGAGAUCGAAUCAAACGCCGUGGUUUACCUUUCAUACUGCAAAUUUAGUGCGACGGUUUGUGAAAAAAUGUUUGAAGAUAAAAAAAAAGUUUAGGAGAAGCCAAGUGAACUGAUGACAUUGUUGGAUGGUUUGUGCAAAACUCACGGUGAAAUGAGGCAGAAUUCCUGGGUUGAACAGGCCAUUUUACUCAACGUUUGUGAGAGUGAGUUGAUGAGAAGUCUGAAAAAAAAAAAUGAAAAGUCAAUAUUUUUUUUAAAUUUUCGAUUUGAAGGCUUCUGUGGAGGUUCAAACAAAACAAUUUUUUCUUAUUUUUUCCAUUUUUUUUUCAAAUUUUUUUCCCAGUAUUUUAUGUUUAACAUUUAUCUUGUUUUAGCGCAAUUCCCUCCUUUCCAAAGAUUUUUUCUUCACAAUCCUCAAAUUCCAGCAUAUUUCUGCAUUUCCCAAAUCCCUCCGGUUUCCGUUCACAUUUCCGAUUCCAGUGUUAUUUCGGAGAAAGUUCGGUCCUUGAUCAGCAGCUUGAGGUAUUUUAGAAGAUUUUUUCUUGAAAAUGUAUUUUUUUUUUUUGAGAGAAAAUGACAUAACUUCGGCCCUGGAGUUCACUGAUCAGUUGGGGAACGAGGAAAAAAAUCACAUUAUCCUUUGUGUUUGCUGGAUAUCGUACUGCAGUCACAUGCCGAAGCUUGGGAGAAGUGUGCAGAGGUGACAAAAAUAAGAAAUAUGGAAAAAAAAACUUAGGUUGAAAAGGUCACAAAAAAUGUCUCGGAAUAUUUUUCGAAAAUUUUUUGAGUUUUCAGAAUUUUUUCUAUUUUUUUUUAUUGAAGGAAAAUAUUUUUCUAAGAUUUGGCUGUUUGAAAUAAAAUGGGUUAAUUUUUUUUCUCUAGUCAUUUUUAUUAGGUUUGGCUGGAAAGAGCCUUUUCAGGAGAAAUAAAAGAGAAAAAAACCUGAAAAAAAACCUUUUUUUAAAAAAACUAAAAAAACUGGAAAAAAACCUCAGGUAAAAAGUGAAAAAAAGAAGAAAAAAAGAAACUAAAAAAAGUUUGCUAGAAGGUUUUUUUGAAAUUCCUGGGCUAAAAAAAUAUUUUUUUAAUGCUUAUGAACGAUUCCUUGAAUUUUUUUAACGAUUUUUUUCGUAAGCUUUCCAAAAAAAUAGAAACUCUGUUAAUUUGUCAUUUUUAUCCAUGGAAUGCAUUAACUAAGAACUUUUUCUCGAUUUUUCCAGCUCCUCCAAGUCGCUUGUAAAACUCCAAACGCCGAGGUGGAAAAUCACCUCAACGGCUGGAAAGCUCGGGCGUUCCUCGAAGCUUUCCAUGACCCGAAAACGGCCGUUUCUUCUCUAAAUCGACCGUUACCUCUGCCUAAAUUUCUCCGGGAAGAGGUGAAAAUUGCGAUUUCGCUGAGCGAAACAGCGAAAUUGGACGAUUUGACGGCCAGUUUUCCGGUGGAUUCCAGGGAGAACUUGCAGAUUAGGUUCGUGGGGAAAAAAUAUAUGAAAUACUUCUUUUUGUAUGAAUAUCUUAUCUUUUUAGUAGAGAUCGGAAAUGGAUCUAGGUGUAUCGAAAAAUUUGAAAAAAGGUUUAAAAAAAUCAUAUAUACUUAGGAACUCCAGAGUGUCCCCUAUAGAGACAAUCUCAAAAGCCCUUGACAGGUACCCUUUAGGGACCACUAAACCUUGUAAAAGUGGCCCCUAUAGAAAAAAUGUUCUUCGAUAAUUGUCAUGAACUCUAAGCGAAGAAGCAUUUCCUUGUGAAAAACUAAAUGAAUAAGCGUUUUUUUUGGUGAAAUUUAGAGACCCCUACAGGGACCAGUUUGGAAUUCAUAAGUAGAUUCAGAAAUGGAAGACUGAAAAUUUAAACUUAACUCGAAAAAUCUAUUUUUUGAAACACUUUCGGGACUCAUUUUGAUUCAAGUAUUUUCAAAAAGACGAAAAGAAUGAAAAAAAGUAGACUUCCCAAGGAAAAAGUGUCAUAGGGAAAGCUUUGAAAGUUUUGUUUUUAAAAAAAUUUUUUUGAAAAUGAAGAUUUGCCUUUUUUUAAAUAUUUUUUUCGAAUUUGAAGGCUUUUUCGUGCCUAUUUUUUUAUUCAAAUUCCUCUCAUCGAACUCUUGGAAUUGAUUCUAAAGGAAUUUAUAAGCUGAAAUGAGGGAAUUUUCGAAAAAAAGAUGCCAUAUUUCUUCAGGAUCCUCACAUCCAACUUGAACGACCUUUCCGAUUCGGAAAAAGUCGCUUUGGCUGAAAAAUUGGCUUCUCAUUUGGAAGCUGACUGGCAGGAUUUGCUUUUGGCCGCCGAAACGAAGAUUUCAGCCAAGUUGGACGCCACUUCUUUGCUUGUCAAGGUGCUUCAAAACGCUUAAAAAUAAAUCGAAGCGAUUUUUUUUGGGUUCCAGAAGAGCUUUUUCGAGUUUUUGACAGAAAAAAUGUAUCCGUUUAAAGAUUUAAUAUUAAUAUUUGUGAUUAUAAAUCGGGUAGUGCACAUUUGAAAGCUAGACGAUUUUUAUUUCUUUUUUUAUUUCGAAAAUUGAGCAAUCUUUCUUGUUUUCUAGGACAAACAUGAAGAUUCUGAGCUUCUAGCUGACCAGAAGAUAGUCUCAGCUCACAGUGGGACUUCGGAAUGAGACCAUGUUUUCUAGAUGUAGUUUUUGAUGCUGAUUCCAAACCUGGUCUCAAAAGCUGCCUUAGGUCUGUGAAAAAAGUUAUGGACCCUCAAAGUUCGAAAAUUUUAUUAUCUCCGAUCGAGCUCAUUUUUGGAGGAGGGUAUCUAGAUCCUGUCCUUGUGGUCACGAAAAACCGAUUAAUUUUUACAAAAAAAUCUUUUAAUUUUACAAGAUCUAUAUACCUUCCAAAAAUGAGCACGAAGACCUUGAAAUUUUCGACUUUUGUGGGUGCAUAAUUUUUUUUUUCCGAGACGUAUUGGGCAAUUUUUAGACCGAAUUUGAAAUCAGCGUGAGAAAGAAAAAAAAAAGAAAAAAUGAUCUUAUUCAGAGGUCCCACUGUGAGCUGAGAACAUUCCCUGAUUCGUUUCAAUAUUUCUCGAAAAUUCAGUUUUUUUUUUAAAUUUGAACGCGAUUUUUAAGUUGGUUUUUUAGAGAAAAUUUCAAUUUACCAAGUUUUUUUUGAGUAGAUUACCUCAAAAAGGGUUAAAAUUGGUGCUCUUCAUUAAUGAAAUUUCAGACAUUGAAGAUCCUAUUGCCAAAAAUUUUCAAGUCCUAAAUGUUUUUUUUAAUCGAUUUUUAUGUAGAUAUCGCACAAGAAACGCUUGAAAAUAUUCAAACUAAAAUUUAUUUGCAGUUUUUCAAACCCUUUGAAGUGGUCAAAACCAAUAAAAGAAAAAUUUUUCCAGGCGGCCAAACUGAACCCUCGGUCCAGCCGCGUCUUCCACGUCCUCGGCCGCACUUUAGUGACCAAAAACCCAGCCAAGGCGAAAAGUUGCCUGGAAAGAGCCGUCCGAAUCCGACCCUCCAACGAGGAAUACGUCCGGGAGCUGGACCAGCUCCUGGAAAAGUCCGAGGCUCCGGCCAACGAAAGAUUGGCUCAUCUGAAGCGAUUCGUCGCGUUGAGAGGCCAUAUCAGGCCUCUUUGGCUUGGCGAGAAGUUUGCCGAGUUGGUUUUUUGUGAUAAUUUUUUGAAAUUUCAAGUAAAAAUGUUGAUUCGAUUAGAUAGCAGUCGCAUUGGGGUCUAAAAAAAUUUAAAAAAAUUGAAAAAUUCAGUUUGAAACAAAAAAAGUUAGAUCUUUCAGUUAGAUCUAGUUUAAUAAAGUAAUAUUUUUUUAAACCUCUUAUUUUUUUCACGGUGUUUUUUUGGUAUUUUAAUAGUUAUAAUAUUUUUUUCCGUAAAGUGUAGUGUGUUGUCUGCAUGCACCACGGCGCUCUCGAGUACAUCAUUAAAAAAAAUUUUUUUUUGAUUCGAAAGAAAAAAAUUGAGGUAAUGUGCAAAAAGAGUAAUUACCUGAGUUUAUUGCGGAAAUUUUUCGUUCUCAUAGCCUUGGUGUUGAUGGAUUAUACUUUAAUAAAACCCAUUUAUUGUGGAACUUCGUAUAACUUGCUUUACCGUUUCAUGAAAACUUUAUAUGUUUAACUUCAGGAAUGGUUUUGUUUCUCAAGGCACCUGUUUCUUAAUAUCAAGCUUUUAUGAUGGUUUUUCGGGAGUUAUUUAGUUUUUUAUUGGUUUUUGAUGCAUUCUGCUUAUUUUCAAGAGACAAUUUUUGAUAAUUAACUUUCCGAAUCAGAAGAGCGAGAGAGCAACAGUGACCUGAAGAGACAGCAGAGAAAAAGAGUUUUUGCGCUUCUCUGGUGUCUCUAGGGUUGUUGCUGAUGUCUCGCUAUCGGAAUGGUUUUAAAAAUUUUUUUGAAAGUUUUGGCCCUUUUUCGAGAGUCUAACAAUUAUGUGCCAAUAAUCAAAAAUUUCACAAAAUUUCAUUUAAAAAAAUAGUUGAUUGUUUCUCUUGAAAGUAGUAUUUUCGGAAAGUUCGCCAUGGAGCGCAGAAAAUCAAGCCGGUGAAGCUCUUUUGUCCACCCGAAUUUCUCAAUCUUUGACGAUUUUUCUCCUAGUUUUCCGGUUUUUUUUCAGACUCUACCUGAAAACUGGCAACCUGGACGGGGCCAUCGAAGAAUUCCAACAAUUGGUUCGGACAAAUGCCGAAAAUAAACGAGCCUGGGGCAAUUUGGCCAUGUGCUACUACAAAAAAGGACACUUGAGGGUUUUGAGAAAAAAGGAAACUUUCAAAAAAAAGUUUAUUUUUAGGCCUCCGUCAAUUCUUAUGAGCAUUUGUCAAAGUUGGACUCGGGAAUGGGUUAUAAUAUUCCGGUAACAAAAAGAAUGGAAAAUAUAUAAAAUAUAUUUUUUUAGCUCAUGAACAUCCUCAUUGAACUGGGCGAUUAUGAAUUGGCGCUGGAAAAAGUUGGGACUUUGAACGAAGCCCAAGAUCCCAAGUUCCACCUGGAAGCGGUCACGUUGGAAGCGAGAGUGAGGAAAAACAGGAAAAUCUAGAAAAUUCAUCCAUUUUUCGCGAAAAUAAAUGGAAAUAGAGUCUUCUCAUGCUUUUUUUGCUAUAAAAAAGUUUCUACUUCCUUUUUUCGAGGAAGAUUUUCAAGAAGUUGUUUGAACGUAAGAUUCUGACUUUCAACUUAAUAAAUAAAAAGAAAGACGAAAGCGAGAGUAAUAGUGACCUGAAGAGACAGCAGAGAAAAAGAAAUUUUUGCGCUUCUCUGGCGUCUCUUCAGGUCGCAGUUGAUCUCUCGCUACUAUCAAAAUUUUUUUAAUUUUUCGAUCUUUUUUAUGAUAAUUUAAGAAUUGUUAAAGACCGUGUUAUCUUAAGAGAAGUAAGAGAAGUAGAGAAACGUGUCUGUCAGUUUUGCAUUCUCUCUCACUCUUUAAAGUUAAAAAAAUGUUGUUUUUUUGAUUUUUUUGAAUUGAGUAUCGUGAAAAAAAUAAAAUUAGGGCGCUAAUUUGUUAGAACAACCAAGAAAAAAAUGUGAAAUACAGUUUUUUUAUAAUUUUUUUAAUUUUUUUCGAAAAAAAUGUCCUAGUUUUUUUGUUGAAAUUUCAUGCAGAGAAUCUGUCAUGUAAUUUUCAAAAAAAUGGUUCAGAUCCACCUGAGUAUGAUGGACACGAAACACGGGGAAGAGAGAAGGGAACACCUCAAAAAAGCUCUGAAACUCCUCGGCGAGGCGAUCAACUCCAGACCGGACUUGUCUUUGAUCUACAAGCUGGCUGGAGAUGCCCUCAUGAAGGUCUUCGAGUUCGACGAGAGGUUCUUCAAGGAGUUUGAGGUGAAGAAGAAAAGGAAAAGCUUGAAUUUUGCCUAGGAAAAUUAGAAAAUUCAGUUUGAAAAAUCCAAAAUUUUCAGCUUCAAUAGUAAAAUUUCUGGAAAAAUUCAAUGAAGAGAAUCACGGUUAUCAUUUUCCCUGUAUUUAAUAACAAAAUAGGGAUUUUUAAAUUUUUUUCCACAGUGAGAACUGUCAAAUUAUGGAUGGUAUAAGGAUUUUUCAACCAUUUUCGAAGUAAUUUUUCUUUUGAUUUUUUUUAACAUAUAGAUGAAGCUAGAAUAGUGACAUUUUUCAAGCAUUUUUCAUAAAUAAAUAAAAAAUUUGAUUUAUUUUCUUUUUCUUUGAUUUCUGAAAGAAAUGUUCAUUUUUUUCAACUUUUUCCAUUUUGAGGAAUUUAUUGAUGUUUUCGUGGAUAUCCAGGCUACUGUAGGUUUUCAAGAGAUCUUAUUUCAAGUAUCUCGGGCCUACAGUACUGGCCAUAAAUAUAUGCCUAUUUGGGUUUUCGGCUAUAACUUCGCUUCAAAAUAUCCGAAUUCGCUGAAAACUUAAUAUGUUGUGCAUGAAAAUGUUGCACAUUGAUCUAGAUGGAAUUUUGUGAUCCUCAAAACGAUUUCAAAAUUUUAGCUCCCAAAAACCAAAAAUGACCAAUUCCUGAUUUUUCAACUUUUUUUCCAAAUUUUCUAUAAGUUCUUUGAAACAUUUUCAGAGAGCCAGAACAAGAUUUUGAUGAAUGAGAGGUCACAGACUACUAGAAAGAAAGAAAUUUGUUUACAAUUGCUCAUCCCAAAAAGAGAAGGAUGCCGUCAAAGUAGGCGACCUCCUUCUGAACGGCAUAAAAAGAAAACGGACUGAAACACGGAAAGAAAGCUACUGAUCUCAAAUUUUUUCCUUUUUUAACAAUUAGAAUGAUGUUAACAGUGUAUAUUUCUGUGAACUGAAAUAUGACAAUUCUUUCAGAUUAAUGAAGAAUGGAAGGUCUCCGACCGGAAUUCCUGCAUCAACACGGCCAUUUCCUUCUACGGAGCCGUUUUGGAAAGAAAUAAAGAAUCUGCCCAGGCGUGGCAUGAUGUGGCGGCGGCUCUCUUGACCCUAUCUUCAUUGAAUCGAGACGGAAAGUUGAUUGAAAAGUGAAAAAUAUUGGUGAAAUUGGGUCUGAAAAAGGCGUUUCAGAGCAAAAAGCUGCCUAAAACAUGCCCUACGGUUGACCAAUGACCCCAAGUUUUUGGCGAUUUUUUGGACUUUGAUGGCGGAAGCGAUUCGGUUGGAAAACGGGUCACCUGCUCGACAGGUAAGGAAUAAAUUUCUGAAUUAAAAUAAUCAAGUCUUCUGCAUGAAAUUGAGGCGUUUUGAGGCCGGAAAAUGCUUUAAACAACCAAAGAAUUUUUCUCAAAAUUUUCUGAAUCCUUAAAUUUUUUUUUGUAAGUUCGAAUUGAUAAGGUGGAAAUAAAGUUAGAUCUUUUUUUUUGACUUUAACACUAUUUUUCUAGAUUUUUUUGUCAAGUUUGUCUUGAGUCUGAUGAAGAGAAUUGUGAUAGAAGGAAAGAAAUAUUGCAAAAGAGCAAAAAAACGGUGGGCGGAGCCAAAAUAUCCACCGUUCCCACGUGACGUCAUGGGAACGGCAGAGAUUUCGGCUUUCAGAGCGUAAAGGCGCAGUUCGCCGUAUUGCCAGAGGUCUUUAAGACGAAUCGAAUUUUCUCUACAUAAACGAAAUUAUCGGCAUGUUCUAAAACACGAGCGGUUGUGGGGCACGAGCGGCACGACCGUUACUAAAUCACGAGCGGUUUCAUUUUCGCUCCUUCGCGAACGCUUCUAAAUCACGAGCGUUUUUGGCUUAUCGUUCUGUUCGAGCGUUUCUAAACCGCGAGCGUUUCAUUUUAAUCAUUUUUCUUUAUUACCAUCCAAGUGUGUGUUUUUCAUAUUUCUACCUUCUUUUUUUCUCCUUGAAUAAAAAGUUUUGACGAUCUUAUAUGCACAUUUUUUUCGCUCAAUUUGUUGAUUGAUUCACAUUUGAGGUUCAUAUAAUGGAUUUUUUUCUAAGUUUUUUUGCGGUCUCUAUAAUUUCACAGAUUCUGCGUAUGGCAAAUUUUUUUCUAAUAAUUUCAUCUGAUUUUUCAUAUUCAAUAUUUCACAGAUUUUUGCGUAUAAUAAACUAAUAUUUCACAGAUGUCUCGCAUGAAAGUCAAUAUUUCUCAAAUUUUUGCGUAUAGCAAAUUUUUCUAAUACUUUCUCUCAAAAAUUUUUUUCUGGUAAUAGAAUCUCAUAUUCGAAUUGAUGCCAUUCAUAUUUUAUUCUCCUCUUACCCGCUAGAAUAGUUUUGGAGAUACUACCAAAAAAAUUUAUUCGUUUCCAAGCUUUGAAAAUAUUUAUCAUGAAACGAUACGAAAUUUACGAAGUAUCAAAAAAAUAAAUUAAUAACCGUAGCGAAUGAAUGAAAUAAAUGCCAUAAGCGUCUGGUGGUUCAUCGGUGAAUGACAGCCGUAUAACGAAACAGAUUGGAAAAAUGAAAAUAUAGAAAAAAAGGAAAUCAAUGUAUAAAUCAGAGUUUAUAUUAAAGAGUUCAGGUAUGAAAGUUCGACAAUGGAAUCUGAAACAUCCAAAUUAUAUGAGAAAAAACCUCAAUAUACCAUCCAUUGGCUCCAAAAAAUCAUCCGGAAAAUCUUCGGGCGGUGUGUAAUUGCUUUUAAAAAAAACUAUCAGUGAGAAGGCAGGGAAGAAACUUACGACAUAGUGGGCUUCGGACGAUAACCAGAAAAAUGCAGCAAGCUCCCGUUGUUCCAGAAAAAUGCAGCAAGCGGCCUGUUACUAAAUUUUAUAAUUUCGUAUUAUAAUUCCGCCCAAACAGCGCUUAUAAAAUGACUAUACUAGCUAGAUUUUUUGCAAGAAAAACACAGAUGAGAAUCAGAGAAAAAAAGUUCAUAUUUUUUUAAUUUGUCAUAAGCAAAAAUCUGAGAAAUAUUGACUUUCAUGCGAGACAUCUGUGAAAUAUUAGUUUAUCAUACGCAAAAUCUGUGAAAUAUUGAAUAUGAAAAUCAGAUGAAAUUAUUAGAAAAAAAUUUGCCAUACGCAGAAUCUGUGAAAUUAUAGAGACCGCAAAAACUUAGAAAAAAAUCCAUUAUAUGAACCUCAAAUGUGAAUCAAUCAACAAAUUGAGCGAAAAAAAUGUGCAUAUAAGAUCGUCAAAAACUUUUUAUUCAAGGAGAAAAAAAGAAGGUAGAAAUAUGAAAAAAACACACUUGGAUGGUAAUGAAGAAAAAUGAUUAAAAUGAAACGCUCGCGGUUUAGAAACGCUCGAACAGAACGAUAAGCCAAAAACGCUCGUGAUUUAGAAGCGUUCGCGGAGGAGCGAAAAUGAAACCGCUCGUGAUUUAGUAACGGUCGUGCCGCUCGUGCCCCACAACCGCUCGUGUUUUAGAACAUGCCGAAAUUAUCUGCGCGAAAGCGGCUCAGUGCAUGCACACGACACACGACACUUUACGGAGAAAAAGUGGGCGUGGCGACGUCGAAAAAACGCCGUGCGUUGUUACCAAGAAAAAUGUCUUGAUGGUAGUUUGGAAACUUUUUGUUGGUGAAAGUUGACUAUCAAGAAGACUUAUGACUGGAAAAAGAGGUCUUUAAUAGUUUUGAAAUCCCUUUUCCGGGAUUUUUUGGACUUAUUCAAACACAUCCUGUAGAUUAUAAUGCUUACGCCAUGAAAACAGCUUCUUUUGCAUUUUUGCUCUGCGGAACUGCGAAAAACAAAGGUCUUGAAGCGAAGUAUGGUCAAUCUCAGAAAAAAAAAACGUGACUUUUUCGAAAAUGGCUACAUUUUUUCCAGCAACACUGCUUGGUCCGAGCCCUGCAGCUCUGCAAGACCCACGAUCCGGCCUGGUUGCAACUCGCCGUUCUGUACUUCUCGCAGGGCGAAGUGAAAACCAAACUUCUUCCGGAAUCAGUCCCCUAAAUUUGAGAUCGACGAGGCUCACCGAGCCUUUGAGCAGACCAUCAAGCACAACCCGCAGAAUGGAGCGGCUUGGUGCGGCUGGGCGAUGCACGCCGAGGCGAAGAUGGCCUUCCACGAGGCCCGGGCCAUGUUCCGACAGGCCCUGACCAUCAAACCGACGGUUCGUUUCUGAGUUAAAGCUUGAUCAAUAAUGGGUCUUGACACGAUGGUACGACAAAAACUCAAGUCCGCAAAUCUCGAGGACCGUAAUCUUGUGUACGCAGAUCUAAAGUCCCAUAAUCUUGGAAACCAAAAUCUUGGAAACCAAAAUCUUGGAAAGCAAAAAUCUUCCCUUUUAGUCUUCUUUAUUGCACUUUAUCUACUUAUAUUAUCUUGUUUGGAUCACCGAAUACAAUUUCUGAUAAAAUCUAUUGGCAAAAGCGUUGAUUUUUACUUUCCAAGAUUUUGGUCUUCAAGAUUUUGGUUUCCAAGAUUAUGGGACUUUAGAUCUGCGUACACAAGAUUACGGUCCUCGAGAUUUGCGGACUCGAGAUUUUGUCGUACCAUCCUUGACACGAUAAAAACUGAGAUUGUGCUCGACUGGUGGAGAGCGCAGACAAGCCACGCCCCUUGAAACCUUAAGCUCAGUUUUUCCACCAUAUCCCUCCCUAGAUGCAGAAACUUUUAGAUUUUCUUACGAAAACCUUCUCUCGCCUAAAAUCAUUCAUCAGUACUUUCUUUGAAAUCCCUUCGAUCCAGAAUGCCGCGAUCAUCGGCUACGCUCAACAUUUGGCAAAAAGUCUGAAGGAUUCCCGUCAUCGAUUCGAUCCGGCCACUGAAGCCAUCGAAUUCGAACCAAUUUUGGAUAUUCGAGGUCUUUUUUAACCCCGAAAAAGAAAAUAUGAAGAUAUGUCAGAAAAGGCCGACUGCGAUCCGAACACUCGCUACCAUUUGGGCGUCCUUUGCGAACUGUUCGGGUAUUUCGCCGAAGCUGUCGAAUGCUUUAAAAUGUCUCAAGCGCCGGCGGAAGACUUGGAACGGGCCAAAAUGUGGGUUUGAGUGGGGAAAAAACUAGGAAAGUGGUAGUUUUAGUGUUUAAAAAGCUAAUUCAGGCAUUUUCAUGAUUUCUCCAUAAAAAUCGUUCGAAAAAUCAGCAUUUUAGUUUUUUUGAUGUGAUCUGAUUUUUAAAAAUUUAUUUAGUUGCGUGAAUUUCUAAAGGAUGAGAAGCUUCUUAAUCUUUUUCUAAGCAGAAGGUUUUUUCCCUCAUUUUUGAAAACCGCAAAAAAAUAAUCAGUCAAUUGCGCUCCACGGAUAAAGUUUACAAAAUGAGCAAUUUCAAGCCAAAAAAAAAACCUUCAAUCUUCUUUUUUCGUUGUAACUUCAAUAUUCAGUGAAUUUUUCGUUCAAAAUUGUAAAAACAAAAAAAUGAACUGUAUAAGUCUAGAACAAAAAUGUUGAGCCUAUACUAUGUAAAAAAAAUGUGAUUAAUAUGGUCAAAAAUGCGAAAAAAAACGCGCUCUCCAUGGUAAAGAGAACCAUUUUCCGAAAUAUUAAAAAAAAAAACGCGCGCUUCAUUUUUCGAUCUAAAAAUUCAUACUUUUUCGGAAGAAUCGAAAAAAUUCAGAAAGCUGUCGUUGAUCUCCCCGACCUCUUCGACAUCUCCAUGUUCUGAAAGCGAAGAAAACGCGAAACUUCGAAACCUCGCCCAACUCGACGCCCCGACGAUUCGUGAGCACCUCAAAACUCAGUCGCAAGUGUAUGGCGAUCUCUUGAAAUUCAUCGAAGACGGCAAUGUCGUCGGAUUCGGCGAAUUAUAUUUGAAAUGCUUCAAAGCCAUCUCCACUCCCUUGCUCGUUUCGGCGAUUAUUGCUUUCAAAAUGGUGGGUUUGAUCUGGGUGUUAUGUAAAUGAGCAUAAAUUCAUUGCUGUAGGGUUUGAAAUUGCUAGGGUUAUAAUAUGGUUUGAAAUUGUUGGAGUUUUUGGCUAAAUCUGAAUUUUAUCUUUAUUGGUUAGUUUGUGUCUUAUUUGUGAAGUUGGCACUUCAAUCUCUCCAUUUUUAUAGCCUAUUCACUUCCAAAAUGAUUCUGAAGAUAUCACUACAGGGAUAACGAGCUGAUUUUAAAAUUCCAUAACAAGAAAAGUGGGUUUUUCAAGGUGAAGAUUGAAAAAAGGUCUGAAAUUGGAAUAGGGAAAGUUUGGGGAUGUUUUUCUAUUCCUAGGAGUGCCAGAGAGGUCCCUAGAGGGAACCUUCGAGGCCCUGAGGCUGCCCCUAUAGGGAUCACUUUGAAAAGUUGUGAAAUUUUUGUACACCUUACUCAGUUAUGACAGUUUUCACCGGAAUUUGAUGGAUGUCAGAUGAGAAAGUCAAAAAAAAAAUUUCCGGUGUUUUUUGGCACAAGCUUGAAAAAAUUAAGGACUCUAGCAGCUUCUCGGAGUAAAAUCUAGUCUAAAGAAGGUUUGAUUUUUUAUGAAUAAAUUUUAAUGAUAAGGGGAACUUCAAAAAGCUUUUUCUAGGAGCUACCAGAUAAAAUCGUAGCAAUGCUCCAUGACGCCUUGCCGCGUCAAGAACUGAUUGACGUUUUUCCAACCGUUCUGCCGCCUGAUAUGGACAAUGGGCUGAGACAUUUGGAGCAAGAUGGAGAGGUCCCGUUCCGGUAUCGGCAUCGAGUUGCCAAGGUGAUUUGUGAAGAAGAAAAACUGAACUUGUAGUGUAUAUUCUAAACUCGAAUAUUCGUAACUAGAGAGCGUUGCGGAACAAGAGGUCAGAGUAAAAAAAAGAACGCGUGCUCUCUUCAUUUUGAACGCUCUCUAACUUUCGAAAAUUUAUGAUUUUUUUGAUUCGGUGUUUUUCCUAGGGCUUUUUCAAAAAUUGUGAGUAACUAACUUUGUAAUUUCCGGUUUUGAGCAUGAUUUUUCUUCCUUCUCUAUUGAAUUUUAUAAGGUUUAUCUGAUGAAGUUCAAGUUUUUUUCUCGUUUAGGCAUCUUUCUUAGAGUGUACUUCGAGAGUUUCUCAAAAAAAUCGAGUGGAAAUAUCAACUAUUAACCAAAAAAAAAAGUUAGUUUUUUGGGCGUUUUUUUCAGAAGCCGUUGUGCGUAGUUGUGCCUUUUCAGGGCGUCUUUAAGAAAAUAGUGGAUCGAUUUUUGUUUUGGCAAGUUUUUUUUUCGGUGAUUGAAAUUACGAGAAUCAUAGUGAUUGAAAAGUAGUCAAUAACCAGUGAUGAUAAAUCUUUUAUGGGGAUAAUUUUCUUCAAGAUUUUUACGUAGAAAGCAAAAAAUAAGCUUCAAAGUUUUAUCAAAUUCUAAGCAAAAGAUGAGCUUUGAAAUGUUACUUAUCUUGAAACCUAGGAUCUGUUCGAACUGCUCAAAAAUCGCCGUGAAGUUUACGAAGCUAAUCGGAAACCGUCGACUCCUAUUCCUGCUGAUGAAAAUGAUGAAGUCGAGGAUAAUUGA
This is a messenger RNA of Caenorhabditis auriculariae, 13833 nucleotides long. Lineage: Eukaryota; Metazoa; Nematoda; Chromadorea; Rhabditida; Rhabditidae. The record is from the annotation of a GenBank genome assembly.